Messenger RNA from Brachypodium distachyon (stiff brome), 3217 nucleotides. RefSeq names its product G-type lectin S-receptor-like serine/threonine-protein kinase SD2-5. The coding region runs from base 536 to 3076 and encodes 846 amino acids. Gene Ontology annotation, molecular function: protein serine/threonine kinase activity; ATP binding. Gene Ontology annotation, biological process: protein phosphorylation. The record is from RefSeq and is a predicted model, not a curated record. NCBI's taxonomy places the organism in Eukaryota, Viridiplantae, Streptophyta, Magnoliopsida, Poales, Poaceae. The transcript has a single exon.
CAGAAUGUAAAGACAAGUCCAUUGCUCUAAAAAAAUUGUAAAGCGGUAAAUUUGUCAUUUUUACACAACACAAACUUUUUCUCAAAAAAAAAAGACUUGUAAAAGACACAGACAUGUACAUGCAUACAGUGGUUUUGAGUCUUUUUUGACAUUCAGAAUGUUGUUUUCAGUUCACCUGGGAGAACGCAGACAUUCUCCUUGGCCCUGGGCACCACUCUGAAUUUCCCCGUAUUAACCUUGUACAGUAUUUCAUACCAGGCUUGCUUUAUUAAAUAAGGUAGAACGAAAGCACCAUUUCAUCUGCAAAAACGCGUUCGUCGCUUCGUAUAUGGUUGCGAACUUAGGAUACUGAGAAUAGUAAGACGAAGACUAGUCAACUGGCAACUCUGCCGGAAGGCCAUCUUUCACAUGUGCUCCAUUGACUUGCCAUAAUCAGGUAUUUCUUCUUUCUUUCUCCUCUGAAAGCUCACCCUGCAAAGUUUCUAGCUCGCUUUUCUCAUAAGCAACCAACCGAUUCGUCUUACAGUCUCCAGCCAUGGGUCUUUCCAACCUCUUCUUGUGCAUCCUACUUGCAACUGCAGCAGCACCAGCACUGGUGGUGCUGUCUGUGGCGCAGCGCUAUGACUACCCCACAGCCAACCUCUCGACGCUGUGGAUCAACAACAAGGAUUCCCUCCCACACAGCGUAAGCUACACUGAUGGUUCGGCGGUGCGCGCCAUCGUCCUCCGUUCACCACAAACCUUUUUUGGGCCCUCCUUUGCUGCAGGAUUCUUCUGCGCCUCUCCGUGCAGCGUUUUCCUCUUUGCUGUCUUCAUUGUCUACACCAACAGUGGUGCCAGGAUCACCAUGCCGACUACUGGGAUCCCUCGGGUGGUCUGGUCCGCCAACCGGGCUCGCCCCGUCAAGGAAAACGCCACCCUUGAGCUUUCCUCAGAUGGUAACUUGCUUCUCCGUGAUGCUGAUGGUGCCCUUGUGUGGUCGAGCAGCAGCUCGGGGCGGUCUGUAGCUGGCAUGGUGAUCACUGACUUUGGCAAUUUGGCACUGGUUGAUCUGAAGAAUGCAACCGUGUGGCAGUCAUUUGAUCAUCCUACUGAUGCAUUGGUCCCUGGGCAGUCACUUGUGGAAGGUAAGAGGCUCGUAGCAAGUACCUCCGCAACAAAUUGGACCGAGAGUCACUUGUACAUGACAGUUCUACCCAAUGGAUUGUCUGCUUAUGUUGGAUCUGCACCACCACAACUCUAUUUUUCACAGCUUGUUAACACAAACAAGACUGGAAAUAGCCGAACAGAGGUCAUCUUCACGAAUGGCAGCCUCAGCAUCUUUGUGCAGCCCAAGCAACCAAAUGAUCCAGAUGCGAGUAUUCAAUUAACAGCAGCUAGGUCCACUCAGUACAUGAGAUUAGAGUCAGAUGGGCACCUGAGGCUGUAUGAAUGGCUCGUAGAUGAAUUGUCUGAUUCAGUAGGAAAAUGGACAGUAGUGUCUGAUGUAAUCAAAAUAUUCCCUGAUGAUUGUGCUUUCCCAACAGUAUGCGGAGAGUACGGCAUAUGCACAGGGGGGCAAUGUGUUUGUCCACUUGAGAAUAAUUCUAGUUCAAGCUACUUCAAACCAGUCGAUGACCGGAAGGCAAACCUUGGUUGUGAUCCAGUGACUCCAAUCUCUUGUCAGGAAAUGCAACGCCAUCAGUUGUUGACUCUUACUGAUGUUUCUUACUUUGAUGCCAGCCACACCAUCGUGAAUGCAACCAACAGAGAUGACUGCAAGCAAGCCUGCUUGAAUAAUUGCUCCUGCAGAGCUGUUAUGUUCAGGUAUGGCCAGAAUGAUUCUGAUGGCAAGUGUCUGUGGGUGACGAAGGUCUUCUCCCUGCAAUCAAUACAACAAGAAAUUGUUCAUUACAAUUCAUCUGCUUACCUAAAGGUGCAGCUUAGACCUGCCACCUCUGUCUCUGAUCCAACAAAAAAGAAGGUGAUAUUAGGCGCCGCACUUGGAGCUUUUACGACUCUUAUAUUGCUUGUCAUUGUUGUCGCUCUGUAUGUAAUAAGGAAGGGGAAGUAUCAAGAGUUAGACGAAGAACUAGAUUUUGACCAGUUGCCUGGAAUGACAAUGAGGUAUUCGUUUGAUACAAUGAGGGAAUGCACUGAAGACUUCAGUAAAAAGCUCGGAGAAGGUGGAUUUGGAACGGUUUUUGAAGGGAAAUUAGGUGAAGUGAGAGUUGCAGUGAAACGGUUAGAAGGUGCUAGACAAGGAAAAAAGGAAUUCCUGGCAGAGGUCGAGACUAUUGGCAGCAUUGAACAUAUCAAUCUUGUCAGGCUGAUUGGCUUUUGUGCAGAGAAAUCUCAGAGGCUUCUAGUAUACGAAUAUAUGCCAAGAGGUUCACUCGAUAGAUGGAUCUACUACCGUCAUAACAAUGCUCCUCUUGACUGGUGCACCAGGGGUAGGAUCAUUCUAGAUAUUGCCAAGGGCCUAUGCUAUCUCCAUGAAGAAUGCAGAAGAAUAAUUGCUCAUUUGGACAUCAAACCACAAAAUAUUCUCUUAGAUGAGAACUUCCAUGCAAAAGUUGCUGAUUUUGGACUAUCUAAGCUAAUAGAUAGGGAUCAAAGCAAGGUAAUGACAGUGAUGAGAGGCACACCUGGGUAUCUUGCUCCUGAAUGGUUGACGUCGCAAAUCACUGAAAAAGUUGAUGUAUACAGCUUUGGAGUUGUUGUCAUGGAAGUAAUAUGUGGAAGAAAAAAUAUUGAUAUUUCUCUGCCGGAGGAAAGUGUUCAGCUCAUCAAUUUGUUACAAGAAAAGGCCCAAAGCAAUCAGUUGAUUGAUAUGGUUGACAAGAAUAGUGAGGACAUGGUGUUACACCAGGAGGAAGCGGUUCAGGUGAUGAAGCUUGCAAUGUGGUGCUUGCAAAACGACAGCAACAAAAGGCCUUCAAUGUCAUCGGUGGUCAAGGUACUGGAAGGUUCAAUGGACAUAGAAACAAGCAUAGAUUGCAUAUUUCUGAAUGCAAAUACAGUAAUGCCUGCCCAACAUAAUCAAUCGACAAAUUCAGUUCCACCUCAAGCAUCGGUCUUAUCCGGCCCGAGGUGAAACAGGGUGGAUAUGUAACAGGCAGAAGAAAUCCAACUUAUAAACUUGGGAUUUUGUAAUUACUGUUUUAUCCUGGUAUUUACACUUUAGAACUAUGUUUUAAACGGCAGCAAGAUGAUAAUUUCGAUGAAAUUGUACCUC